Messenger RNA from Cydia amplana, 1329 nucleotides. RefSeq lists its product as uncharacterized. The record is from RefSeq and is a predicted model, not a curated record. The transcript has 7 exons. NCBI's taxonomy places the organism in Eukaryota, Metazoa, Arthropoda, Insecta, Lepidoptera, Tortricidae. The coding region runs from base 69 to 1304 and encodes 411 amino acids.
UAUGAACUAAGUGCAAAAAAGUGGCAGAAAAAUGUGGCCAGUGUUUUGAACGUGGAACAUUUUUGAAAAUGGUCAGGUGGUUGUGGCUGGCGACUCUGUUCUGCGGGUCGCAGGCGGCAGUGCUGCCGCCGCCGUGGGCGGACGUGAGGAAGAACCCUUGUGCGUCGCAUCCGAGGGGCUGGCUGAUGCUGUACUGGCCGACGGAUGGGAAAUGCUACACGAUUUAUAAGAAAGGCCACCCCUGUCCAGACACGCAAGAGUUAAGCCCUGGACGAUGGGGAGGGCGCACCAUCGCCGAGUGCAAGUGCCCCCCCGGCACUGCACAGUUGCCCCUCUCUACUACCUGUUACCGGCUCUUCGAGAGGGGGCCUUGCCGACCGGGAGAAUACUUUGCUCCAGUGGAGGAAUCCUUUAAUAAGAGAGGCGAACGGCAAGGCAUGUGCUUGCGUCCGCAACAAUGUGCCGACGAGACCUUACUGCACUGGCCGGCUGACGGGCGCUGCUAUUACAGGCUGAGUCAGGGCCCAUGCUACCCGGGCUCCAUACUCGACGUGGGCAGCGACGGCGUCGCUAACUGCACGUGUGCGUCGGACGGUCCCCACUACUGGGCUGGAGACGGAGGCUGCUACGCGCACUACUCGCGGGGCCCCUGUGAGCGCGGGCAGCUGUUUCUGCCCGGCGGCCGGUGCGGCUGCGACGAUCACUUGCCGCACUACCACAAAGGGACCGGCAUGUGCUAUGAGCUAGACACAAUCGGUCCCUGCCCCAAAGGUCACGUCUUCUCCAUCUCCGAGGUCUCUCCGCAAGGCUCUAAAGCGGAGUGUCAGUGCAAGGCCUUCCAUGCGCGGGCUUCAGACGGGGCGUGCUACAGGCUCUACACUAGAGGGCCUUGCGCCAAUGAUGAGAUGAUUGCGAGGGGCGGAAGGUGUACUAAAGUGCCGUGCGCACGCGGGCGGCUGUACGUGCCGGAGCGGCGCCGCUGCUACCGGCCCGGCGCGCCCGAGCCGUGCCCCGCCGGCGAGGUGGUCGCGUUCGACUUCGACGCGCGCCCCGCGCUCGACGGGCUCAGCCACAACGGCGUGUGCGCGUGUGGCGGCGGCAACUGCGCCAGGCGGGAGGUGGACGCCUGUGAGACGCGGAGAGGCGCCGCGAUUUACGGUGGCGCGUGCCACAUGCUGCAGACCCAAGGUCCGUGUCCGCAGAAUUCGUGGCUAGUGCGUGACAGGCUCGUCACGUGCCGCUGCCGGCCCGGACACGUGCCGCCUGACUGCCGGCCCGACACCAGGCUGGCAGUCAAGAGCUGACGCACGAUGUGAUUUGAGCAGGACU